Messenger RNA from Aedes albopictus (Asian tiger mosquito), 3067 nucleotides. It is a transcript of the gene dsf, whose product is annotated as protein dissatisfaction. Lineage: Eukaryota; Metazoa; Arthropoda; Insecta; Diptera; Culicidae. The record is from RefSeq and is a predicted model, not a curated record. Gene Ontology annotation, molecular function: RNA polymerase II cis-regulatory region sequence-specific DNA binding; zinc ion binding; nuclear receptor activity. The coding region runs from base 1266 to 2918 and encodes 550 amino acids. Gene Ontology annotation, biological process: regulation of transcription by RNA polymerase II; cell differentiation; anatomical structure development. The transcript has 7 exons.
UUCAUCCAUGGCAUAUUGAACCUACCUUGUAUCUUUACAUAUCCACUGUACGCAGUACGUGCAAACGAGAGUCCUUUCCACGCUAGUGUCCGUGCAACCCCAGUAGCGUACUCUGUUUCUGUGUGGGUGAACCGUUUACGAUUCAAUUGCACGCCAUGAAUGAAUGAAUGAAUGAGCGUAGUAACGUAAAACUAAAGAGAACACGCUCCGCCCCGGCGAGAGAGUCCUUGCCAGGUGAAAAUCACAGCAUGGAGAACAUCAACUGCCGUGGCCACGCCUCCUGCCGCGCCGUGGUAUGUACAACAUGAAUGUCACAUGUUUUAUUUUUUAUGCACGCGUCAAAGUUGCAACUUUGAGUAGUCAAAAAAGAAGAAGUUGGGAGCAGUACCUUAUCACGGGCUGCCGAGGUUGGCUGACUGGUCGGAUCGGAUGCUGCGGUUGGCUUGAACAGCAGCUCGUCGGAGUGUGCCAUAAGGACUUUGGCAUCAUCCUUUCGGUCGGUCGUUUGAGCGUGGAAUGGGAAAAGUGACAUCGGUGUUGCGGUGGGUCAGAUGGGAGAGGAAACACGGAAAAUGACUGACUGGUGUUGGAUUUUGUGUAGAUGCGCCCAGUCAGCGGCAAAGCGAUGACGCGGGAUGUGAGCAUGAACAUAAGGAUUCGAGAGCAAGGAUACAGCUCUGACUGCAGAGGGGGAGAAUGCUCGGUUCGCUCUGGCAAAUGAAAAAGUCGACAUGAUGAGGUGAAAAGCGGUUUUUGGAUGGUGUGGUGUUGUUGGCUAUAGAGCCGGUUGAGGGUGGGAAGAGAGCCUGGCGUUCCGGUUGAAGUGAGUCGCUGGCUGAUGCCAGUGGUAACUGUAGCAAAUGUGAAUUGUGAUGAAGUCAAUACAGCAUCAGUCGGUAAUCAGCUUCUACCGUUUCUGGCUGUGCCAUUGCGGGAAAUCUGGACAGCCGGAGUCAGUUGAUCAGGAACAAUCGAGCAAGUGACACCAAUCGGUUCUACCUUCCAGUAGUGUGGCAAAACGUAUCGGAACGGUUGCGUCGGGAUAUUAGUGUCGUUUGUGAAGUUCAUCAUCCUUUAGAGAAGAUAUGUAUUCUAUGAUCUGAAACAAAUUGGAAAUAUUCUUCGCGAAUUUGAAAGUGAUCCGGUGGUUGUUCAACAUAAUACUAAGUGACAAAGUGAAUUUAUAAUUCUUCAAGCAGUUGAUGACAAAUCGUCAAUAGAAAUUUUUCAAGUUGGAUUUCAAAUUCGUUUGGCAACCACGAAGAAUGGGAACAGGUGACAGAUUACUUGACAUCCCAUGCAAAGUAUGCGGUGAUCGUAGCUCAGGAAAGCAUUAUGGCAUCUACAGUUGUGACGGCUGCUCGGGAUUCUUCAAACGCAGCAUUCACCGAAAUCGAGUUUACACUUGUAAGGCGGCUGGUGAACUGAAGGGUCGCUGUCCGGUGGACAAAACCCAUCGCAAUCAGUGUCGAGCCUGUCGGUUAUCCAAGUGCUUCCAGUCCGCAAUGAACAAAGACGCUGUUCAACACGAACGCGGUCCGCGGAAACCCAAGCUGCAACACCUACAGCCAAACGGAGCUCAUCCACACCAUCUGGGAGGACCAUUCGUGAACACAUCGUCCUACGGUCAUCCUCACUUUGCCAGCCUGCACCACUCGGCUAUGCAGCAGAGUUCAAUCCUUCAUCAUCCACAGCCUUUGUCCUUUGCUCCAUUGGGACACCAUAUGCCUCCAACGCUCCUGCCUCCAGUGAAAUUAGAACAAAACAAAUUUGAAUUCCCUCCUACCAGCAAUGGCCAGUUACCUCCCACGUUGUUGCCCUCCGUCAAACUGGAACAGAACAAAAUGUCCUCGUUCGACUUCUCCCCGUCAAGUCAUCGAUUCUACGCUAAGCCAAUGGAGCAACUUCCUCCAUCACCUACCAACUCUAAAAGCUCGAUAAGUGUAGAUUCCCCAUCCGAGAGCUUAACCAGUCCACAGCCUUCAACGGUAGACUGCGGAUCCAGUGUCCUUAGCCCUACUCCGAUCAACGCCAGCAAUCUUAGUCUUCCCUCCCCACUGUCCCAAACAGGGGUCCUAGAUAUUAUCAUGAGCUCCGAUAAAUGUCAGGAAUUCAUACAGUAUCAAAUGCACAACAAUAACCUAAUGUUCCCUGGAUACAAUUCACCUGAUAAUGGUGAAACGGCUCCUCAACCCCCUCCUCCUCCACCACCACCAUUGAUUCCCCACCCACAACCGUUAUCAGCCGACAGCCCCGGAGUACGAUUACCUACCUGGGAAAUUCUACAGGAAACCACUGCCCGACUGCUGUUCAUGUCGGUUCGGUGGGUACGCUGUCUGAUUCCCUUCCAAACGCUGUCCAAGAAUGAUCAGCAUCUUUUGCUACAGGAAUCGUGGAAGGAGUUAUUUCUGCUGAAUUUUGCCCAAUGGAGCGUCCCGUGGGACCUGAGUGCACUGCUCGAGAGUCCACAGGUGCGUGACCGGUUGCCGCAAGAUCCUGCCACGCAGAUGGAGAUGAAAACGAUGCAGGAGAUCCUGUGUCGCUUUCGGCAGAUUUCUCCGGAUCUCAGCGAGCUGGGCUGCAUGAAGGCGGUGAUACUGUUCUCUCCAGAAACCUCCGAGCUCUGUGACGUCCAACCGGUGGAAAUGCUACAGGACCAGGCCCAAUGUGUCCUUUCGGAUCACGUACGGGUGCGCUAUCCCCGUCAGCCCACCCGCUUCGGACGCCUGUUGCUACUGCUCCCACUGCUGCGGACGAUUCGCUCCGUUACCAUCGAAACGCUUUUCUUCAAAGAAACCAUAGGUACCGUGCCCAUCUCCCGACUUCUAAUCGAUAUGUAUCAAAUGGAAAAGUACACCGAUCUCGAAGCUGGCAGCACCCCGGGAAUCAAUGUCAGCGCGCCGCCGGUGAAGCAUUAAUCGAUUGGCCCAGGCGGAAGAAAACAUCAUCGUUUCUCAUCAUCAUUGUGGGAUGCGCGUGGGACGUAGGGGAGACUCGUUGGAAAAACGUAAUUGAGAAAAUCUAUGGCAAAAAGUUUUUCCUAUGACAUGUUUGGGGAUUCCAAAGA